UGAAACGUUUCGCUCUGCUUCCUGAAGACCCAACUUGGCUCCCAUAAAGCCAUGGUUUGCCUUGUGCUCUGGGGGCACCAGGCUUGGCCGAAGCUGCUUCCCAUGACCUGGCCCUGCUCUGCCCUUUUUUCUCUUCUCUUCCUGCCUGCCUUCUCUAAAGCAAUGCACGUGGCCCAGCCUGCAGUGGUGCUGGCCAGCAGCCGGGGUGUUGCCAGCUUUGAGUGUGAGUAUGGUUCUUCACACAAUGCCAAUGAGGUCCGGGUGACCGUGUUGCGGCAGACAGCCAACCAGACCACUGAAGUCUGUGCGGCGACCUACCCCGUGGAGAGGGGGCUGUCUUUCCUAGAAGACUCUGCCUGCACUGGUGCCUCCAGCGGGAGCAAAAUGAACCUCACCAUCCAAGGAUUGCGGGCCGUGGACAGCGGGCUCUACAUCUGCAAAGUGGAACUCAUGUACCCACCGCCAUACUUCGUGGGCAUGGGCAACGGGACCCAGAUUUAUGUCAUUGAUCCAGAACCAUGCCCAGAUUCUGACUUCCUCCUCUGGGUCCUUGCAUCAGUCAGUUCAGGGCUGUUUUUUUACAGCUUCCUCAUCACAGCUGUUUCUUUGAGCAAAAUGCUAAAGAAAAGAAGCCCUCUUACAACAGGGGUCUAUGUGAAAAUGCCCCCAACAGAGCCCGAAUGUGAAAAGCAAUUCCAGCCUUAUUUUAUUCCUAUCCAUUGAGAAGCCAUUGUGAAGAGGAAAGAGCAUAUUUCAAAUUUCUAAGAGCUGAGGCAAUUCUAACUCUUUUUUUACUCUCCAGUUAUUUUGUUUGUUUGUGUAUUUGGGGGGAAUUCACCUCUCUUUAAUAUAAACUGGGAGCAGAACUCAAAUUAAGCACAUUACAAUUUAAAGCAGAGGAGCAGGAAAGUGGAAUGACAG
Messenger RNA from Fukomys damarensis (Damara mole-rat), 921 nucleotides. RefSeq names its product cytotoxic T-lymphocyte associated protein 4 (gene Ctla4). The transcript has 4 exons. Gene Ontology annotation, cellular component: membrane; external side of plasma membrane. The record is from RefSeq and is a predicted model, not a curated record. Gene Ontology annotation, biological process: B cell receptor signaling pathway; T cell receptor signaling pathway; regulation of T cell proliferation. Bases 52 to 723 code for a protein of 223 amino acids. Lineage: Eukaryota; Metazoa; Chordata; Mammalia; Rodentia; Bathyergidae.